AUGAAAAAUGUCCGUUAUUUUAACUUGAUUUUAUUUUCAAACAUUUUUAAAGUUUUUAAUUAUAAUAAGCAUGUUUUCUCGUUUGACUCUGUAAUUAACACAACGUGAAGUAAGCAUGGAUUCUUCAUUUGUAUUGCUAAGCUCAAUGUCUCCAAUAAUCAACAAAACAACCAGAAAUGUACAUGUUUCCACUCCUAGAUUAUUGGCAUUAAGAAGAAACAUUCGAAGAUCAUCACAUAUUGACAACUUACGAAAAUCACUGCCGUUUGCCGAUACUGUGAUAUCCAUCGAAAGCAGUACCACAGAGACUGUCAGUAGUGGACACUCGAAGCCCAAUUUUAUAAAUUCUAGUCCCAUAGUUAUAUCGGAUUCGGAGGCCGAGAAGGAUGUCAUUGAAAGGAAGUCCAACGAAAGGGUUACUUUUGAUAAAACAAAAUUUUUAACGAUUAGCGAUUGGGUUAGAGAUGUUAAUUCGCAAAAUCACAUCACUCCAAAUGACGCAGCCACAACAUGUGGUUCAUUUAACUUUAACAAGGUUUUGCAUAGCUUGCCCAAUCCUGAUAGCUUUAAAGAUCGACACAAUACUAAGUCCGACUGUCUUAGUAUCUCGUCUAGAUCUCAAAUAUCGGAUAGUUCAAACGAAUUUCAGACGAAAUUAUUAGAUGAGCUAUACAGUGAUACGUGGCGAAAUUUAAAAAGUGACGUUCUGCCUAAGUCUGCACCAAAUAGUACAAAGAAAAGUAGUACAAAAACAAAUCCCAAAGUAAGGGACCACAACCAAGUUUUAAUUUCUCCGUGGACUAAGUUUGUUCGAGACGUACACGAUUCAGAUAGCUCAGAGGAUAAAGAAGAGACGCGCAGAAGUGGUAAUGCUGGAAGUAGUAAAAGGUCCAAUAUUUCAAAGGGCAGUAACCGACGGGCCGAACAGAGUGUAGGAAACAAUCAAUCACCAAAUGGAUUCAAAACACCUCGAAAUACUAAGCCUGUAUGUCGUAGCACAUCAUCACAAUCGCAUAGUUCUACUGAAUUUUAUUGCGGUAUUAUACCAAAGUCUCUGCCGAAUAGUAGAGGGGUGGAUCUGUAAGUUUUACCGUGUACC
Messenger RNA from Photinus pyralis (common eastern firefly), 1099 nucleotides. RefSeq lists its product as uncharacterized. Bases 116 to 1084 code for a protein of 322 amino acids. The record is from RefSeq and is a predicted model, not a curated record. The transcript is spliced from 3 exons. Lineage: Eukaryota; Metazoa; Arthropoda; Insecta; Coleoptera; Lampyridae.